AUGUAUUUCAUGUCGGCGUUAGCACUACUUUCACUCGUCAUCUUAUCAAGCGCCAAGACGAACAAUACAACGCAGUCAACAUUAAGAAGACUCUUAUCAUAUAUCAAAGGGGAAAACUCAUCUGCUGGUAUUGCUCUGGCCCUCACUGAUGGCAAACAGGUGAACAUUAGUAUACUGCCAAUGUCCAUCUCCAGUCUCAAUGCAGCCGAACAGACUUUCACUUUUAGUGCUGGUGUCAACAUGAAAUGGCUCGACCAAACCCUGGCUUGGAACAAAACUGAAUAUGAUGAUAUUGAAAACGUGACCAUCUCUGCAGAUUACGUGUGGGUACCUUCUGUUGUCAUCCCUAAUGGUAUCGACGAGGUUAGACUGGAUUCAGUAAAAUCUUUACUGAUUCAAAACAACGGCGAGGAAUCAGUUCUUAUUACUGACAGUUUCAAGACCAGUUGUCAGAUAGACAUCACCAUGUACCCCUUUGAUGAGCAACAAUGCAGCAUGAUGUUAAUGCCGUCGGGUAAUUUUUAUCUUGGAGUUGAUAGGGCUGGCUCAAUUAUAGGGAGUGUACCGACAUUCUUCAUAGAGAACAAUGAAUGGAAGUUGGUUGACCUAUAUGUCUACGUUGUAGAUGUAAAGAUGGGACGGACCCAAAAUUUGGUGAAAUUUGAUUUUUGUUUGAAACGCAAGAGCAUGUUCUAUAUUGUGAGUAUAAUCUUUCCCAUGACUCUUCUCUCUCUGCUCAACGCCUGUGUGUUCCUCCUACCAGCUGACUCCGGAGAGAAGAUGUCCUACCUCAUCUCCAUAUUUGUGUCAUAUGCAGUGUUCAUGAACUUCGUCAAUGACUCAAUCCCCAAGUCCGGAGACGUGUGUCGGCUCUCAGUGUACCUGACCCUUGUCAUCUGCCAGAGUUGCCUGGCUAUCAUUACCACUAUGGCCAGCCUCAAUGUUCGCAGUAACAGCCUUCUGUUUAAGUCCGAGACAGGUGUACAGCCAAUGAAUGACGAAGUAACCACGAACAGCAUUGAACGCCCAUAUUCGAAGUCUGCCUCAAAUGACCGCCGAACAAAAUGCGUUUUGUUCAUGGUGUUCUUGGUGCUGGCUCUGAUGUCCCUGCUGGUGUUUUGUGUAUAG
Molecule: messenger RNA, 1128 nt
Organism: Haliotis rubra (blacklip abalone)
Lineage: Eukaryota; Metazoa; Mollusca; Gastropoda; Lepetellida; Haliotidae
Product: neuronal acetylcholine receptor subunit beta-4-like
Exons: 1
Coding region: 1-1128 (375 amino acids)
Biological process (GO): chemical synaptic transmission; monoatomic ion transmembrane transport; signal transduction
Cellular component (GO): membrane; neuron projection; synapse
Molecular function (GO): transmembrane signaling receptor activity; neurotransmitter receptor activity; extracellular ligand-gated monoatomic ion channel activity
Source: RefSeq, a predicted model, not a curated record